Actinia tenebrosa (Australian red waratah sea anemone) is the source of this 436-nucleotide messenger RNA. Its product is annotated as large ribosomal subunit protein eL34. Gene Ontology annotation, molecular function: structural constituent of ribosome. Gene Ontology annotation, cellular component: ribosome. Lineage: Eukaryota; Metazoa; Cnidaria; Anthozoa; Actiniaria; Actiniidae. The record is from RefSeq and is a predicted model, not a curated record. Gene Ontology annotation, biological process: translation.
AGCACUCUCGAUCCUUCUCUUUCUCUUCUCUCAAAGUCGACAAGAUGGCUUUGCGGUUGACGUUCAGGAGACGUCUUUCUUAUAACACCAAGUCCAACAGGAGACGAAUUUCCAAAACUCCAGGUGGUAAACUCGUUUAUCUGUAUACCAGGAAACAGGGAAAAGUUCCUAAAUGUGGAGACUGUAAAAAGAAACUCCAGGGCCUGCCUGCCAUGCGACCAAAGAAGCUGAUGCAAAUCUCCAAGCCUCAGAAGAAUGUAUCCAGGGCUUAUGGUGGAUCACGAUGUGCUGCCUGUGUGCGUCAAAGGAUUGUCCGUGCUUUCUUGAUUGAAGAGCAGAAGAUCGUCGUCAGAGUACUCAAGGCACAAGCUAAGAAACCUGCUGCAUCAUAAACCCUGAUCUUCUCCUAAUAAAUAAAAAUUUGGUGUAAAUAAUA